Messenger RNA from Fopius arisanus, 2830 nucleotides. Its product is annotated as ribosomal protein S6 kinase delta-1. Bases 743 to 2809 code for a protein of 688 amino acids. The transcript has 2 exons. The record is from RefSeq and is a predicted model, not a curated record. Gene Ontology annotation, biological process: protein phosphorylation. Lineage: Eukaryota; Metazoa; Arthropoda; Insecta; Hymenoptera; Braconidae. Gene Ontology annotation, molecular function: ATP binding; protein kinase activity; phosphatidylinositol binding.
AUUUUCAACAGUACGGGGAACCCCAGAAGGUAGGUCACUAGACAUAAUUCUCAAAUUGAUCAAAUUCAUUGCAAUUUUCCACGAUAUCACCUCAGCCUGGAUUAAGUAUUUUGUUUAAUUAAUCGCGAAGUUAAAUAAAAUUGUGCAGCACCUUAUGUCGGCAAUUUGUCGGCUUGUGCACGGCAAGCAAUGAGCAUAUUAUGUAACUGCUGAUAUAUUUAGUUAUUGUAUUAUCAGUUACGAACAAUUCCAACAGGAAAAUAAGACAAGUAUUGUCUCUAAAAACUCUCCACUUUUUACAAGAAUUUAAUUGUUUUUAGCUGUGACACAAUUAUUGCCUAAAUUAAUUUCUAAUUCAAAUAUCAGCGGCAGUCAUAAACUAGCGCGCUGCCCCGGCCGCUAAAAUAUUCUCUCCGCCAUGACACUUGCCAGUGCAUGUUUUUUACCUUUUUUACUAAAGGAAAGGAAAGGAUAGUCUAGGGUCUCACGUAACCCAACCUCACCUUACUUCUCAUCUUUAACACAAAUACAAACAAAAUUGACGAAAACUCCUCACGAGACACCCGAGACAAGAAGUGACGUUUUCCCUCUACAUCUGUGCAUUAGUGCUGUUAACGAUUGUCAUGAUGUCUUGAACCCCAACAAGCAAAAAUAAUAAAACGAGAAUCUCAAUCUGUGAAGAUGUGAUUGUUGGUUUCUCGACGCAGGUUACCAAGUGCAAAAGUCGAUUAAGACACAUGAAAUGGCCCCAACAAGAGACAAAUGGGUCAGACGAUUUGUCAUAACCGAAACAAGUCGACAUAAAAGAGGCUUUACAAUUUAUAAAGUCACCUCAUUGGUAUUCCUGAAGUCGUCCCCAGAUCUGGCGUCGAAGGUGUCCGUGUGGAAGCGUUACAAUGACUUCAAGAAACUCCAUAAAACCUUGAGUGCUUUGCACCACCGUCUCCCCAUCAAAGACCCCUUUCCUCCCUUUCCAAAAGGUAAAUUUUUCUCUCGUUUUGAGACAGAAGUGAUAAAAGAGCGACGAGACUGUGCAAUUAAGCUCCUUGAGUUUAUUGGGCGACAUCAGUCCCUGGCGACGAACGAGAAUUUCGUAAAAUUUUUCGAAAUCUCCCUGCAGCCAGAUACCUCCGCCGACCUGAACGAAUCCAUCGAUUCGGAUACCUCUGAGGACAGUCAGGUGAGCCCUGCAUCCUCCCACUUAACUCCCCUGAUACCCCAAAAAAUAGCAGUCCUGGAAAAAUCUCCAAAGCCCCUAGAAAUAGAACGAUCAAGAGCCGAAAAAUCCGUGAAAACAAUCGACUACCCGCAAUCAGAGGAUUAUGAUCAAUACGUCCUGAUAGCCGCUGCCCACAUGAGUGCAGGCUAUCGUCACGAAUCCAUGAAUGAACACGAGGAGGCCUUUAUGCAGUACAAACUCGGUAUAACUAAUCUGCUGCAUGGUGUUGAGAUGGACCCUGAUCCCCUGCGUCAGAGAAAAAUCCACGAGAAAAUAAAAAAAUAUACCGAGAGGGCUGAGACACUCUACAACAGAUACUUAAACAGCAAUAUAUCUUUGUUAAUUAAACCAAGUGAAGAACUGAAGAAUUAUAAAGUAAUCAAGGUAGUUAAUUCAGUGAUGCUGGCGAGCGACAUGAGAACGAAUGCAGAAAGGAUAAUUAAAACCGUGGAGAAGGUAUCCGGCGAGCCUGAUGACAUCAGUAAUUACAUUCUCAGAGGAAAUGUCCCAUUCGUGGUGAAGCUCCAGGGUUUUGUUCAAACUGAGACCACUGUUUUCCUUAUUCUCAAUUACAUAAGGAGGGGAAGACUCUGGGAGAGCAUCAAGAAGAGGUAUGGAAUGGAGGGGAAUAGAGUGGUGAGAUCCAGAAGCUGCGAUGGGGAAUUAUUUGGUGGGUCUGGAGGGAGGAGUUAUAAGGAGGGAGAUACGAAGUCUAAUGAUGAUUUUGGAGGUAAUUGUGGGUAUAAGGAAGAUUUACCCACCAUUGAAUUACUGGAGAAGGCCCAGGAGUUACUCAAAUCUGUGGAUGCUACUAUCAAGAAGAGUAAUUCCAUCGCGGAGAGGCUCAAUGGGAGACAUCUCGAUCCUGAAGGGGAGGAUAAGAGUGCUGAGGGAUCGGAAUCUGAAUUAUCCAGUACUGAAAGCUCGUCGGGGAGUUUCGAGAAAAUAGAUAUAUCUGAGGUUUCUAAUGAGAGAGAUUACGAUGACUGCGCGAGGACCAGAAUCUACUCGAGAGGACCUGAAGCCAGUGAGGACAGUGGAGUGGAAAUGGAGCAGGAGCUGUGGAAAAUUCCCGAGAAUGUCGUGAGGAUGUGGACAGCUCAGAUUAUCGUGGCUCUUGGAUUUUUUCACAGGCAGAAUGUGGUGGUCAAGGGGCUGAGGCCACAGAAUCUCCUUGUUGAUGAUGAUGAUAAUGUUGUUCUUUGCUAUGUGGUGCCUGUCAAAACUGAGAGAUUUUCGGUUGAGUUUAAAAUACCUUACACUGCUCCUGAAUUAUGCAACUAUCUACCGGACACUGAAGCUGGGCAGGCUGCUGAUGUGUGGAGUCUAGGGGUUAUUCUUUAUGAAUUGCUGACUGGAAUGGAAUUUCACACGAGGCAUCCAGGACCAUUUUAUUCACAUUCCAUUCUUAGCAUUCCUAGUGAUUUAUCGGAUAAUGCAAAAUCGCUUUUGAAAAGUAUUUUAAUUUUUGAAGCAUCGGAACGUCUCACCAUUAAAGAAAUCAAGCACCACCCAUUUUACAACAAAAUCGACUGGGAUGCUCUUGGGGAUUCUAAUGCAAGAGCAAAAAUCGUAAAAACGGAAGUAUGAAACUCAAGUCAUUAUGACAAU